Messenger RNA from Neogale vison (American mink), 1674 nucleotides. RefSeq names its product sorting nexin 5 (gene SNX5). Gene Ontology annotation, molecular function: phosphatidylinositol binding; dynactin binding. Gene Ontology annotation, biological process: intracellular protein transport; pinocytosis. Gene Ontology annotation, cellular component: endosome. The transcript is spliced from 14 exons. NCBI's taxonomy places the organism in Eukaryota, Metazoa, Chordata, Mammalia, Carnivora, Mustelidae. Bases 147 to 1361 code for a protein of 404 amino acids. The record is from RefSeq and is a predicted model, not a curated record.
CCCCGCGCCAGAGCGCGGGCUUUCUUGAGACGCGCCUUGCUGAGAGCGUUCACGUCGCUCCGAGUCCUUGUCGCGGCCCUGCGUUUGGCGGUUUCCGCGUGGCCCGGAGCGAGGCCAGGCGGCCCCCGCUCGAGGCCCGCGUCGCCAUGGCCGCGGUUCCCGAGUUGCUGCAGCAGCAGGAGGAGGACCGCAGCAAGCUGAGAUCUGUAUCUGUGGACCUGAAUGUUGAUCCCUCGCUUCAGAUUGACAUACCUGAUGCACUCAGUGAGAGAGAGAAGGUCAAAUUUACCGUGCACACCAAGACCACGCUGUCCACGUUUCAGAAUCCGGAGUUCUCUGUUACAAGGCAACAUGAAGACUUUGUGUGGCUACAUGACACUCUCAUUGAAACUGCAGACUAUGCUGGGCUUAUCAUUCCACCUGCUCCUACGAAGCCUGACUUUGAUGGCCCUCGAGAAAAAAUGCAGAAAUUGGGAGAGGGUGAAGGGUCUAUGACCAAAGAAGAAUUUGCUAAGAUGAAGCAAGAGCUGGAAGCUGAGUAUCUCGCGGUCUUUAAGAAGACUGUAUCCUCCCAUGAGGUUUUUCUGCAGCGGCUCUCUUCUCACCCUGUUCUCAGUAAGGAUCGCAACUUCCAUGUGUUCCUGGAAUAUGAUCAGGAUCUAAGUGUUCGGCGGAAAAAUACCAAAGAGGUGUUUGGUGGCUUUUUCAAAAGUGUGGUGAAAAGUGCUGAUGAGGUCCUUUUUUCUGGAGUUAAGGAGGUAGAUGACUUCUUUGAGCAAGAGAAGAAUUUCCUCAUUAACUAUUAUAAUAGGAUCAAGGAUUCGUGUGCAAAAGCUGACAAAAUGACCCGAUCUCAUAAAAAUGUUGCAGAUGACUAUAUCCACACUGCAGCCUGCCUGCAUAGCUUGGCUUUAGAAGAGCCCACGGUCAUCAAAAAGUACCUAUUGAAGGUUGCUGAGCUAUUCGAAAAACUUAGGAAAGUAGAAAGCCGAGUCUCCUCCGAUGAAGACUUAAAGCUGACAGAGCUUCUCCGAUACUACAUGCUCAACAUAGAGGCUGCUAAGGAUCUCUUAUACAGACGCACCAAAGCCCUCACUGACUAUGAGAACUCAAACAAAGCCUUGGAUAAGGCCCGGUUAAAAAGCAAAGAUGUCAAGUUGGCUGAGGCACACCAGCAGGAAUGCUGCCAGAAAUUUGAACAGCUUUCUGAAUCUGCAAAAGAAGAACUAGUCAAUUUCAAACGAAAGAGAGUGGCAGCAUUUAGAAAGAAUUUAAUUGAAAUGUCUGAACUGGAAAUAAAGCAUGCCAGGAACAAUGUCUCCCUCCUGCAGAGCUGCAUUGACUUGUUCAAGAACAACUGAUCUGCCUUUUCUCUGAAUGAAGGAGGCGAAUGUGAAAGAAAGCCAGCAUCACUUGCACUUAAAUCAUUACCACAGAAGAUUUAGUACCUUUGACUUCAGUUUAAAAUUAUGUGAAUAAAUAUUUUGAUUUCUAAAAAUCUUAACACUUAACCAUGUUGGUUUAAAAAUAUUUCUAUUGCAUGCUACUUGGACAUAACUAAUCUUUUCCUUAUGUAUUUAAUACCUCAGAAUGGUCAGAAUCUACAUACUGGGUCUUCCUGUAAUUUGCCUUUAGUUAUUAAAGAGUGCAGGAAACGUGCCUUCUGGAACCAAG